Molecule: messenger RNA, 597 nt
Organism: Zingiber officinale
Lineage: Eukaryota; Viridiplantae; Streptophyta; Magnoliopsida; Zingiberales; Zingiberaceae
Product: photosystem I subunit O-like
Exons: 4
Coding region: 75-485 (136 amino acids)
Source: RefSeq, a predicted model, not a curated record
UCCUGACACCUCUCUAUAUACACACAAUUUCUCACUCCUACUUAUCAGUUAUCUGCAGCAGAAAGAAAGCGGCCAUGGCAGCAGCGACCUCCUCUGUCACAGGCUUGGCUCUUCCGUCACUGAACAAUGGUUUCCUGAAGCCUCAAGUGGCUGCCAGAGUCUCUCUGCAGCAGAAACCGACCUCAGGCCCCGGGAAGUUCACCUGCAGCUUUCCGAGAGAUUGGCUCCGCACUGACUUGAACGUGAUCGGGUUCGGGUUGAUCGGAUGGAUCGCGCCGUCGAGCAUCCCGGUGAUCAAUGGCAAGAGCUUGACCGGGCUGUUCUUUGAGAGCAUCGGCGCGGAGCUGGCUCACUGGCCGACAGGACCAGCUCUCACUUCACAAUUUUGGUUGUGGUUGAUCACAUGGCAUAUUGGUCUGUUCCUCACCCUCACUUUUGGACAAAUAGGCUUCAAGGGAAGGACUGAGGACUACUUCAGCAAAUAAGAGACAUAUGAUCUGUGUAUUUAUGAUACUUUCUUUCCUGAUCUUCUUUGUGAUCAGUAAUUAUGUACCAAUUGUGAUUUCUCAGUUCUUAUUCCUUAGUUACGAAAGAACA